CAUCCUCUGUGGACCAUGAAUGUCUGCACCAAAUGAUAGUUGAGAUAUUUCAGCCUGGCCCAUAGCAGAUGACCGAUCAACCCACCAACAGAUUGAUAUUUCCAUCCCUAGAGCCAUGCUGCUAGUGUGGCGAAAAACUUAGAUGUGCCCCUAAACAUAUGCCUAAAUAUUGAGUUUUCAGGUGAAAACAGCUGUGUAACAACUGGUCUUCCAUGUGUAGUUUUGCAACUUUUUGUUUAACAUCUACUUUUUGUAUGAUCGCUUGAAUGUCUGCAGGAGACUAUUUGGAAAGAAAAGUACCUCAGAAAGUAUUUUGGUGGGUUCAACUGGAGGACAUCAAAGCUUUGUGAGGAGAUUAUGAGGAUGAAUUUGACUUCCAAAACUUUGUCAGCGUAGCAGCAGCUGAGUGUGUAGGCUCCAGGUUUAUUUAUAGAUCGGCUUUUUUUGGCUCAAGUGUGGGGUACGGGACAAAUUCAUAGCAUUGCAUAAGUUUGGCACAGUAGAGCUUUGGAUGUGUGUGUGUGUUUGAGGGAGGUAGGUUGCAGCUUUGUGGAGGCGACUUACAUACCAUCUGUCCAGGAAAUGAGGCAGAGAGAGAGUGAGAACACAGUCCACCCACAAAUGACAAGAAAGACAAGAGCUGGUCCAUUUCCAGCGAGAGCGAGAGAACAAUAUUCAUGUGUUUAUGAUGCAACGCUGGGGUUUGAACACCUACCUGUACGGUCCAAAAGAUGACCUGAAACACAGAUUGUUGUGGAGAGAAGUCUACUCUCCUGAAGAGGAGGGUCAGUUGCGCACUCUCAUAGCGGAGGCCCAGUCAAGGGGCCUGAGGUUUGUUUACGCCCUCUCUCCUGGUCAGGACAUCGUCUUCUCCUCUUCCUGUGACCUGACACUACUCAAACGCAAGCUGAGACAGGUAUCAGACCUAGGUUGCCAGGCUUUUGCCAUUCUGUUUGAUGAUAUUGAUCACUCCAUGUGUCAGGCCGACAGCGAGGCCUUCUCUUCAUUUGCUCAUGCUCAGGUCACUGUAACAAAUGAGAUCUAUCGGUUCUUGGGAGAACCGCCUGUCUUCCUCUUCUGUCCAACAGAGUACUGUGGUUCUCUGUGUUCUCCCAGUGUAUCUAAGUCUCCCUACCUGCAGACUGUUGGAGAGGAUCUGCUGCCCAACAUAACAGUAAUAUGGACAGGCAGUAAGGUCAUCUCCAGGAAGCUGUCUGUGGACUGCCUAGCUGAGGUGGAGUCUGUCCUCCAAAGGCCUCCAAUCAUCUGGGACAACUUGCACGCCAAUGACUACGACUCCAGGCGUCUCUUCCUGGGUCCUUUCAAAGGCCGAGAGCCUCAGCUGAAGAGCCACCUGAGGGGCCUGCUGCUCAACCCCAACUGCGAGUUUGAAGCCAACUACAUCCCACUGCAUACACUGGGAAGCUGGAACAGAGCUGGAAAAGAGGAGAAGAAAGAUGAGGAGUGUGAGUACUGUCCUGAUAGAGCUCUGUCUCUUGCACUACACGACUGGAUGGAAGAACUCAACCAACCACUACAAGCAGGUCGACAGAGUGCACGAGCAGAUCAGCGCACUUCUGCCCCAACAUCACGCUGCAAAACCCCUGACAGAUCUGACUGCCCUUCCACCUUUAGAGGGAACUCUACUGUGGCCAAACUCCCUGUCUUCCCCCUCAACUCCAGCUCACCCCCUCCCUCACCCACUAAGGUCAAAGGGGAGAGGGAGGGACGAGAGGGGGAGAAGAAGAGGCCAAACCAGCCCUCUCAACCCAACCACUCAGCUCUGGGAUCCAGACCUGGAGCACCCUCAGGUGUAGGCCGGGGACAGAAGGCCCAGGGUCGGGGGCAAAGUGGUGGUAAGGGCCAACUAAGCGAGUCCCAGGUGCGGCUGCUGGUUGGUCUUCAUUAUCUGCCCCACGAGCAUGGCCCGUCAGCCCAGAAACUGCUGCAGGAUCUGACCUGGUUGAAAACAAACUGCCACGUGGUCAGCGCUAAUAGCAAGAAGGCCCUGCCUCAGAAGGUUGAUGAGUGGCGUGGCCGUGCCUCCAGGUUCCUGUCCCUCUGUGAAGACAUAGCGCAGCUCCACUGCAGCGUGGUGGGUGGUGCCAACAGGGCAGUGCUCUAUGACCUUUACCCUUAUGUGUGGGACCUGAGGAACACAGCGCUAGUGGCAAAGGCUUUCAUAUGCUGGCUCGAGGGACGUGUGUUGAGUGACAGCUCCACACUGGGCUCUUGGAAGAAUUGCUUUCAUUGGUGUGGGAAGACCACAGGGGCAGACGUACUGGGAGUGGAGUCAGAGCCAUGGGUGUUCAAGGGGGGCGUGUCUGGGGAGGUGCAGAUGCUUCUCCCAAUAGGCAGCAGCAGUGAACUCUUCACUCACCCUCCUCCUCUCUUCCCUACCUCGCGUCUCUACAACAUCAGGCCCUAUCACAGCAAGGACAAGGUGGAAUUGUAUCGGAUGGUGCGCCAACUUCACCUGAGGACUCAGGGUGGCCAAGAGUCCACUGCUGCUCAUCCAGAUGUCAUAGGAGACAGAUGUCUCGGACCAUGCCUGGCAUUGUGCCCUGAGUACAGCUUCAUCCUGGAGGAUGAGCUGGGUGUGUGUGGCUGUGUAUUGGGCAUCUUGGAUGUUCGAUCUUUUGCCAAGCGUUGUCAGGCCAGCUGGCUGCCUGCCAUGAGGGAUAAAUACCCACCCAAAGGGGGCAACGCACACUCCAACACACAAGACCUGAUCCAGUUGAUGGAGGAGGACCAGGGAGAGUACCCAGACUCGCUGCUCUAUCACUUCCCCUCCCAGCUGCGACUGGAUGCCCUGCCUGAGCUGGUGGACAUCAGCGUCAGCCGCACCCUGCUCACCGCCCUCCUCACUGCACUCAAGGCCAACGGUUCUCAGGGUGUGUUCUGCGAGGUGCAGCCCACAGACCGUCAGAGGCUGGAGUUCUUGACGAAACUGGGCUUCCUUGAGAUCCUCAGAGGGGAAGCCAGGAGCAGAGAGGGCGUGGUGCUCGGGAGGCUGCUCUGAACACGAACACAUACACAUGCUCAUAUGCACACACACAGUCACACACAGACACCCAAAUACUCACACACAUAUACACACCAUCAGAAACAUGUCAGGACACUUGCAUCCCUACAGUAGAUACACAGAGGCACUUACACAACAACACUACGUACACCAAAAGAUGUUAAAAACACAGUAUGUAGAGUACAGCGUAGCGACAGCUAAGCUUUGCAAAGAGGCGGGAUCUGUAUUUUCUUCGUCAAGAGAGAAACCUUUAAGGGACAAUCCUGGAUUCCUUUGAGUCGGUGUGGCAGUAAUGAGGAUGAACCCAGAGAUUUCUGGAGGAUUUACAAAAUAUAAAAUAAGCUUUGAGUUGAAACCUUCAGCAGAGCUGUGCUAAUCUUUCCCGGAUUCCCGCCCUGGUUGAGGAUUACAAGGGUUAGUCAAAUUUCAAGGAAGUCAACAACAGAGUAGAUUGAGAUGGGAGCAGAGUGCUUGAUGACAGCAGCUAGAGAGUUUUUGACAUUCACACACAUGUGCUUUAGCUAUAAACAGCUAUAAACAGAAUAGCUAUACACAUGUGCAAAAGGUGUGUAAUAACUUAGACCAUCUUCAUCAUCAUUAAAUGAUCAGUUGAAAAAUUGAAAAUGUAUUAGACUACUUAUGGGUGUAGAAUUAAAAAAGAGGGCCUUGAAAACCUAUUUUCUCAAUCAGCUUCUUAUUACGAGUGAUGGGAUCUUACAUCAAUACAACAUUUUCUGCCAAAGUUACAACAGCUUUGGUCAUUUUUCAUGGGCUUUUGCUGUAUUAUUGUUCUUGUUUGUGCUCUGUUCACUGGUUAGAAGUGAGCAGGACCCUGUUGGAAAAGGUAACAUCACAAAUUGCUGUGCAAUCAAUCAGGAUUUAGCAAUAUUUCAAUCAAUAUCUGGCAGUUGUUGGAUGUUUUGGCCACUGUCAAUCAAAUAUGAUCAAACUACAUGCUCUACAGCAGUCCUAAUGAGGCAAAUAAGCUCAGUGAGUGUUAAACUCUAAUCUUUACAUUAAGUGUAAUAGCGAAAUACUUUCAAUUUGAAACCAUGUUUUCAGGAGCUUUAAAGCUGCUUAUGAGAAUUAACAGUCCAGGACAUGAGGCUUGUUUAUGUGUAUUACAGGAAGCAGCAGAGUUGCUGAUAUUGAAAUGACCAUGUGGAGUUUCUGACCAUUAGUAAUGUUUUUACAAGUGGGUCCAUGUUUUGUUUGUAUCGCUCACGCAGGCGGUGUGAUUUAUAUCCUGCCAAUGGUUUCACACUAUUCUUUUGAUUGACAAGUGGUGGCGGUAAUGUGCCAACAAACAUGGCAAUACUCCAACAAAGGCAGUGAAGAAGACUGCUGGCUAGCAAACUUGGGUGUAAAGAAUGCAUGAUUUAAAGUACUGUAUUAAAAAAAAUAUUUUGCAAAUUUAGAAAUAUUUUCUAAGCAGGGAAAUGCAUUCAAUAUGUUUGUUAGACCAAGAUCAAGGAUACAUACAUACUUCAACCAUCUGCCCUGCUGAAGUGUCCUUAAAUAGGGCACUAAACCCUAAACGAUCCUCAGAGCUGAUGCUCCUAGUUGACCUUUACUCCUGACCUACCUGGACGGAGUAAGAUCUUAACUUUUCUGUUUGGGUUGACAUAAAACAAUCCCCUGCUCACCAACGCCACAACUAAACUGCUGUUAAACUGUUGAUCUUGUGCUCUGCUCCCACAGCUUUAUUCAUGAACAGUGAUUUUUGCUUUCUUAAAAAGAUAGGAUGUUAUUUUCUAGCUCCUGUCCUGUUGAUUCAGUAGAGUCUGCUAACAGUAGGCCAGACCCAGGCACGGCGUCACUGUUUACACUUGCUUAGUUUAGAUGAAUGUUUACAUGCAUGAAGAAAAAUACAUUGUGUGGCUGUUCACAAAGUAGGAUUACAUGUAUACUGACAUUGACAUAAACAUAUAAUUAUAAUUUCAAUGAAAUGCUCCAACAUGGCAACAUUAACAAAGAUAUUUUUAUUGGAAUUUUUUCCAGCCAUUAUAGCUGUUAAGUCUUAGGAGAAAACAUAAAAACAAAAUGCAAGUGCAUGCAUGCUAAAAUUCAUUAGAAACAGCAAAAAUCAUCAAGUUGUUCAGAUUUCUGUGAAUAAAAAACAAUCAUGCUGACACAUAUGUUACAUAAAACACACAUACACACAUACAGACACACUUACACACACUUAUCUGAAGUUUACACUGGGUUUAAUUGGAUAUAAUAAAUACCUCUCCCUCAUUUCACAUCAUUUACAGCUUACAGUUGUUAGAUACUGUAAACAUCACCAGUGUGUGUGUGUGCGUCAGUAUGUGUGUGUAUACUUUGUACUUGGUGUAUGUGUGUGUGUCUGUGCGUGUCUGUCCAAAAUACCAUUUAAGACAGCUUUGUCAUUCUGCCUUCAUUCUGAAACAUGUUGAACACAUACAUACAAGUAAGCAUUCACAUAUAAACACAUGCGCACACACCUAGAAACAUACAACACACACACAUACACACACACAGUCAUGCUAAAAGAAGCACAACAGCACUCACAAUCAAAUCUUCAACUGAAAGUACGUAGAACUACGAAUGUUCAUUUUUUUGUAAUGCAGCUUAAAAAAAAAGACACAACUACUGUUUGUGCAACUAUCUAUAUUUAUACUUUUGUUCUUUUUUUAUAAUUAUGCUCUAUCAAUCACAGACUGAAAGGCACUUUUGUAUGUUUCAUCUUAUUACUAACCUCAUCACCAUUGUCUGUGAGGAAGUUCAUGAUAAGAUGAUAAUCUCGUCCCAGAACUGAAAAUCUUGUAGGCAAAAAAUCCUAAAAGCAAUGAGAUAGAAAUGCAUGAUGUAAAGAAAUGUUUUAGAAAAGAUGUCAUUGUUUGUGGCAGAAUGUCUUGUAUUGGAAAAAAAAAAUCCUUUUUAAAUUUUUUUAAUCUCAUACUACAGUUUACGGUGUGCACAUUUAAAAAUGUGUGUGUGAAUGUUGGCAUGUGUGUGUUUGGGAAUAGAGAUGGUAAAUAUACAUAAAAAUAAUCUACACAGGCAACGUGAAGCACUGUGAAAAAAAGUCUGAUUAAAGAACCACAUCUAAAUACUUCACUUUUUCCAUAUAAGAUCAUUUAAAAAUAACAAUAACAAUAAUUCAAACAGUUGCCUUUAACCUCCUGGCCUAAGCAGCUGACCACUCCGUCCAUUUCAGAAACACAUUACCUGUCGUCUGUGUGUUCUCAUUGUCUCACUGUCUGCCUGCACUGAGGUACAUGUACAGUAUGUUUUUACAGUGGAGUGCUUUAUGUAGUAAGUCCAUACAGGGUAUCGGAGGGGUGAAAAAAUAAUUACUGUAGAAUUCAGUCUGUGUUUUUAUUGACAAUAACAGUAAAACUGUCAUUUUAACAAGUGAUUUUAUUGAACUGACUUGAU
Messenger RNA from Thunnus maccoyii (southern bluefin tuna), 6427 nucleotides. Its product is annotated as protein O-GlcNAcase. The record is from RefSeq and is a predicted model, not a curated record. Lineage: Eukaryota; Metazoa; Chordata; Actinopteri; Scombriformes; Scombridae. The transcript has 16 exons. Gene Ontology annotation, biological process: glycoprotein metabolic process. Gene Ontology annotation, molecular function: beta-N-acetylglucosaminidase activity. The coding region runs from base 686 to 3022 and encodes 778 amino acids.